ACUCUCCUGUGAAUCCUCCACUCUGGAUUCCUGCCGGUGAAGUCUUUCGUCCGUCUCCCAGUCUUUUUCCCAUCACUCUUCCCCCAAUCCCCGGGAGCCAAUGUGGGAUAUCAAUUCUCAUUAAGCAACUGCUCGAGACUUGGGGUGAUGGAGAGCACCCCUUCCAAGGGCGGACUGAACCGAGUACACCUACAAUGCCGGAACCUGCAGGAAUUUUUAGGGAGCUUGAGCCCUGGGGUCCUGGACCGAUUGUAUGGGCAUCCGGCUACCUGUCUGGCUGUAUUCAGGGAGCUCCCCCCCUUGGCUAAGAACUGGGUGAUGCGGAUGCUCUUUCUGGAACAGCCUUUGCCGCAGGCUGCUGUAGCCUUGUGGGUGAAGAAGGAAUUCAGCAAGGCACAGGAGGAAAGUACAAGCCUGCUGAGUGGCCUCCGGAUCUGGCACACCCAGCUGCUCCCGGGCGGACUCCAGGGCCUCAUCCUCAACCCCGUCUUCCGUCAGAACCUCCGAGUAGCCCUUCUGGGGGGUGGGAAGGCCUGGUCUGAUGACACAAGUCAGCUGGGACCAGACAAGCAUGCCCGGGACGUUCCCUCCCUGGACAAGUAUGCCGAGGAGCGAUGGGAGGUGGUCCUGCACUUCAUGGUGGGCUCCCCCAGUGCAGCCGUCAGCCAGGACCUGGCCCAGCUCCUCAGCCAGGCUGGGCUCAUGAAGAGUGCGGAACCUGGAGAGCCCCCUUGCAUCACCUCUGCAGGCUUCCAGUUCCUGCUGCUGGACACCCCGGCCCAGCUCUGGUACUUCAUGCUGCAGUAUCUGCAGACAGCCCAGAGCCGGGGCAUGGACCUCGUGGAGAUCCUCUCCUUCCUCUUCCAGCUGAGCUUCUCCACCCUGGGCAAAGACUACUCUGUGGAAGGUAUGAGUGAUUCCCUGUUGAACUUCCUGCAACACUUGCGAGAGUUUGGGCUCGUUUUCCAGAGGAAGAGGAAAUCUCGGCGUUACUACCCUACACGCCUGGCCAUCAAUCUCUCCUCGGGUGUCUCGGGGGCUGGGGGUACUGUGCAUCAGCCCGGCUUCAUCGUGGUGGAAACCAAUUACCGACUGUAUGCCUACACGGAGUCCGAGCUGCAGAUUGCUCUCAUAGCCCUCUUCUCGGAGAUGCUCUAUCGCUUCCCCAACAUGGUGGUGGCGCAGGUGACCCGGGAGAGCGUGCAGCAGGCCAUUGCUAGUGGCAUCACAGCCCAGCAGAUCAUCCAUUUCUUAAGGACAAGGGCCCACCCGGUGAUGCUCAAGCAGAUCCCUGUGCUGCCCCCCACCAUCACAGACCAGAUCCGGCUGUGGGAGCUGGAACGGGACAGGCUGCGAUUCACUGAGGGCUUCCUGUAUAACCAGUUCCUGUCGCAGGUGGACUUUGAGCUGUUGCUGGCCCACGCGCGCGAGCUGGGCGUGCUCGUGCACGAGAACUCAGCCAAGAGGCUCAUGGUGGUCACGCCGGCCGGGCACAACGACGUCAGGCGCUUCUGGAAGCGGCAGAAGCACAGCUCUUGAGUGGG
Echinops telfairi (small Madagascar hedgehog) is the source of this 1544-nucleotide messenger RNA. It is a transcript of the gene GTF2H4, whose product is annotated as general transcription factor IIH subunit 4. The transcript is spliced from 14 exons. Lineage: Eukaryota; Metazoa; Chordata; Mammalia; Afrosoricida; Tenrecidae. The record is from RefSeq and is a predicted model, not a curated record. Gene Ontology annotation, biological process: nucleotide-excision repair. Gene Ontology annotation, cellular component: transcription factor TFIIH holo complex; transcription factor TFIIH core complex. Gene Ontology annotation, molecular function: ATPase activator activity; double-stranded DNA binding. Bases 148 to 1539 code for a protein of 463 amino acids.